Rhododendron vialii is the source of this 982-nucleotide messenger RNA. RefSeq names its product guanylyl cyclase 1-like. NCBI's taxonomy places the organism in Eukaryota, Viridiplantae, Streptophyta, Magnoliopsida, Ericales, Ericaceae. The record is from RefSeq and is a predicted model, not a curated record. The transcript has 10 exons. The coding region runs from base 1 to 642 and encodes 213 amino acids.
AUGCCUUGUCCCAUCAAUGCACGUGGUAUAAUGGUACCCCUCAUAAACCAGCAACGAACAUGGGAUUGUGGUCUUGCUUGCAUCUUGAUGUCUCUGUGUCUUACUCUUGCUGGCAUUUUUGUUUGCAGCAUUUGGUCCAUUGAUUUGGCGUUCUCGCUGCAGAAAUUUUCUGUUAGAUUUUCCUACUUCGCGAUAACGGUAGGAGCAAACCCAAAAUUUUCUGUGGAGACAUUUUACAAGGAGCAAUUUCUUAAUGAUUUGGUCCGAGUAGAAAUGUUAUUUCAGAAAGCAAUUGAAGCAAUAAGAAUACAGUGCAGGUCAACCAGUGGAGAAGAAAUGUCACUCUUGAUCUUGACUGGAAAAUUUGUUGCUAUUGCUAUAGUUGACCAGUAUAAACUAAGGUAUAGUUAUUGUUUGGCAUCAUUUGAUGUGGACUGUAGCCAAAUGUUACAUUACUAUAAAUUCCCUUUUUAUGCAGUUGAUCUUGGCUUGGGUUUGGUUGCGAUUCAGGCUACUUUAGUAGCAGCUCAGGAUACACCGUUGGGUACUAAUGCGUUUACCUCUUGUCACUAUGUCGUGAUCUGCGGCUACAAUGCCGUGACAGAUGAGUUUGAGAUUCACGAUCCAGCGAGCUUUAGGUAACUUCAGAAGAUCACAUCAAAGCGCCUAGAAGAAGCUCAUAAAUCCUUUGGAACUGACCUCUGACGAGGAUCUUCUCUUGGUAAUUAAGCUAAUACUUCUUCGUAAAUAAUUCAUUGUUCUCCGUUUGUAAACCAUCAAAGGAUGGUCGCACAAGGUUGGAAGUGUCUUGUACUGAUUAAUGCAUUCUCCCUUUUGAUUUAUCCAUGCAUAUAUCUCUGCAGGGGGGAGAGAAUCAAGACGGCCUGUCUUUGGAUACAUGACAUUAACUUUUUUUUGUGUUUUAUUAGCUUGUUCAAGCUUUUGCCACAUUUAUCAUUUUCCUGUGUAUAAUUUUGCAAUU